Vavraia culicis subsp. floridensis is the source of this 1695-nucleotide messenger RNA. RefSeq lists its product as uncharacterized. Gene Ontology annotation, biological process: ubiquitin-dependent protein catabolic process. NCBI's taxonomy places the organism in Eukaryota, Fungi, Microsporidia, Pleistophoridae. Gene Ontology annotation, molecular function: ubiquitin protein ligase binding; ubiquitin binding. The record is from RefSeq and is a predicted model, not a curated record. Gene Ontology annotation, cellular component: nucleus. The coding region runs from base 1 to 1470 and encodes 489 amino acids. The transcript has a single exon.
AUGGUUGAUGUCAGCAUCAUGACCGCGACUAAGUUCCAUCAGGUCUCUUUGGACGACAGCAAAAAAAUAGGUGAGUCGUUGAAGGACAUCUUUGGAUGCGAAAUAAACCUGUUCUACGACUAUGAGCUUACAAACAGCAUUGACAUCGAGCUGCUGCCGACCAGAACAGUUCUGCCCGACAUUAUUUACUCGGAUUAUAAGGAGGAGGUGGUAGCACAAACCCGGAAGAGCACGAGCAAGAGAGACUUCCUGUGCAACCAUGGUGACAAUGCCAUGUGUGUGAACUGUGCGCCUGUUAGCCCGUGGGAUCCUAAGUUGUUACGUGAAAGGGGAAUUAAGUACCUCAGCUUUGGCGCGUUUAAAGAGAAAAACCAAAGAAUAGAAAGACUUACCUACAGAAACGAUUGCAAGCACACUGAAAACGUGAAGUGCACGAGGUGUAUGGACCGUACAAUUGCGCUGAAGCAGCAGAAUUAUAGGAUGAUAGACCACGUGGAGAUAGACCAUUCAAAGGUGGUGGACAACUUUAUCUCGUUCUGGCGAGGUACUGGGCGUAACAGGUUCGGAUUUCUGCUCGGAAGGGUCAAGGAUUACGAAAGGGUGCCCCUGGGAAAAACAGCCGUUGUCUCGGCAAUCUACGAUCCCCUCCAAGAGAAUUUUCCGGACGGAUUCAUUGUGCACGAAAAGAACUGCAGCAAAAUACAGGCGCUCUUGGAUUAUCUUGGUUUGUGCGUGGUGGGGCUGAUUUACACGGACCUCAACCAAAAACGUGAUUAUCUCCUUUCAUGUCUGGAGAUUGCGGCAAUGGCCAGGUUUCAGAACGAUAACAUGUUUGUAGACGAGGAUGGGAAGGAGUUUAACAGCCGUUUUGUGAAUUUGGUGGUGCGCAGCAAGGACAUCGGCGUUGAGCUUGAUGCUUACAGCGUGUCGGAGCAGGGCAUGGUGCUCAUCGGAGAGAACAUAAUCAAGCCGUGCACCAACAAGGACGUGUUUGUGAGUACGCGCUCAAUUAUCUAUCUGGAGAAGAAUGAGUACGACCUGGUGGUGGAGAAGAACACGAUGCGUGUUCCUGUCGAGUACCUCAUCGUGGACAUUCCGCAUGGCUUCUCGGAGAAUUCGAUGUUUCCGAGCGACGCAUACUUCAAUCCACAGUGGGGUAAAAUGAAGAUUGCGAAAUAUUUCACGGACUACAACUUGGAGAAGUUCCAGUGCUUCAACGUGUUGCUCUACUUUUUCUUAAAGUUUAAUGGCAAUAACAAGGAACUGUGCCCCGACAUGAAACUUCUCCUGGAUGCGGUACUCGGACGAGGGAGCAUAGACACAUUUCUGCAAACGCUCAUGUUCCUCAAAUUUUCGGAAAGCAUCGAAAUGCAUAAGAAGGAGGAAUGGGACUGUCAAAUUUGUACGUAUAGAAACUUGGAUGGAGCGGAUAAAUGCGAGAUGUGUGAGACACAAAGAAAUAACGGAUAAAUAAACAGCAAAAUGGUGUUUAAUAGAACAAUCUUAGCGUAUCGUUUACUUUUAUGUGUAGUUUGAGCAGUUUCGUUUAUUGCCGUGUGCUUUGCAUGUAGCGCAUUUUUCGGUACGCUGACAGAGUCUUCGUAUCCAAUUUGCAGGUGAAUCAGGUCAUUUAUCUUAAAAAGCAUGUUGAAUAGGAGUUUGGCAGGUUAUGUAGCACCACAAAUUAAAUAUGAG